Molecule: messenger RNA, 1665 nt
Organism: Vitis riparia (riverbank grape)
Lineage: Eukaryota; Viridiplantae; Streptophyta; Magnoliopsida; Vitales; Vitaceae
Product: metalloendoproteinase 3-MMP-like
Exons: 2
Coding region: 429-1388 (319 amino acids)
Biological process (GO): extracellular matrix organization; collagen catabolic process; proteolysis
Cellular component (GO): extracellular matrix
Molecular function (GO): metalloendopeptidase activity; zinc ion binding
Source: RefSeq, a predicted model, not a curated record
CCCAAAACCCCUCAUUUAUUUGUUUAAUUUUCUUCUACCCCUUGACGUGACUCAAGGAUAUUCUAGAAAUGUGCAAUACUUUCCAUGAAGCAACUACUUCUAUCCUAUUGCUUAUUAGAACAGCUCUCCACCACUCAGAAAAAACCAAAGCAUAUAGCUGCAGUGGAGGACCGUUGACCAUUGAAUUGCCACUACCGUGUGAUCUAUGCUACUAACCUUUGACUUCUAUGUGGAAUAGUCUUCUUUUGCUUUGCAAAGUCUUUACUCAAUCUACCGGGUUCAUUGACAUUUAGUAUAAUAGUUCUUCGACAUUAAUUGCUUUGUGGAAUUGUCCCGAUGACCUCAAUUUCUUCAGCUCAGAACAAGUCUACAUGUAAAUUGGCUUGCGAGAAUUAACAGAGUGCUCUCUCUUAUGUCUGUAUUUAGUUAUGGCACCUAAUCUUUCUCCCAUGUCAUUCAUUCUCCUCUUGCUUUUCCUGUUUCCUAUCACAUCUCAUGCGAAUGGUGAAAACCCAUCUCCAUUUGAGUUUAUCAAGGAUCUCGAGGGAUGUCAAAAGGGACACAAAGUUAAAGACAUCCAUAAGCUCAAGAAAUACCUUCAACAGUUUGGUUACUUGAGCUAUAGCCAUUCCGAACACGAAACCCAUGCCGACAAUGAUGAUUUUGAUGAUCUCUUAGAGUUUGCCAUCAAAACCUACCAGACCAAUUACUACCUCAAGGCCAGUGGAAAUCUAGACUCUGAAACAGUGUCCGUGAUGGUGAAGCCUCGCUGUGGCGUAGCAGAUAUCAUCAAUGGCACGAGCAGAAUGAGGUCGGGAAGCAGAAGCUAUCCGCAUGGCUAUGGCUCUCUCCAUACAGUAGCUCAUUAUUCCUUCUUCGCAGGAUCCCCAAGAUGGCCACCUUCCAAUACCCAUCUCACCUAUGCAUUUCUUUCUGGCACCUCAAGUACGACCAUGAGCGCUGUGACGAGAGCUUUUGGCCAGUGGGCUUCUGCAAUGGACUUCACCUUUGCAGAGACUCAAGACUACACGAAUGCUGACAUGAAAAUUGGUUUUCAGAGGGGUGAUCAUGGAGAUGGGCACCCGUUUGAUGGCCCCGGUGGAACCAUUGCUCACUCUUUUCCCCCAACUGAUGGAAGGCUUCAUUUCGAUGGGGAUGAAUCAUGGGUAGUAGGUGUUGUUGCUGGUGCAUUUGACGUGGAGACUGUUGCCUUGCAUGAGAUAGGUCAUCUUCUUAGACUUGGUCAUAGUUCAGUUGAAGGCGUUAUCAUGUUUCCCACCAUUGCCUAUGGAGUGACUAAGGGUUUGAAUGAGGAUGACAUUCAAGGAAUUCAGGCUCUUUACAACUUUAGGACUAGAACUGGCUCUUGCUCUUAUGAAAUUAUGUAGAUGUGGUGGAUAUGGAGCUCUCUCCCAAAAAUAUAUAUGUAAACUUUAUUUUUGUUUUAAUUCUAGACUAAUAUUUGUGGACAUUACUAAAUCAGUUUCCAUAUUCAAACAUGAAUUCAGGUAGCAGUAUAAGUGUAAGGCACAACACUAAAUACUUUGAAAUUAAACUCAACUUGAAAUUUUUCUUUUUCUCACCACUGUAUAAUCAACCAAAAGGACAAUUCACAUUCUUGGAAUUGGAGAUAUUAUUGUUAGAGUGAAUGAUAUAUAUAUAUAU